Messenger RNA from Trichoplax adhaerens, 960 nucleotides. RefSeq lists its product as uncharacterized. The coding region runs from base 1 to 960 and encodes 319 amino acids. NCBI's taxonomy places the organism in Eukaryota, Metazoa, Placozoa, Uniplacotomia, Trichoplacea, Trichoplacidae. The record is from RefSeq and is a predicted model, not a curated record. The transcript has a single exon.
AUGAGUGUUCGGUCAUCACUAACAUUGAAAAAUAUGCCAGUUAGCGUUGUCCGUUCUAGGAGCGAAUAUUCCGAUGAGAUCCUAUCCAUGAAUAGUUUAUAUGAUAGGCAAUUACAAAAACAACUAGAGAAAUAUGAUAAGAAUACUCAAGCCUUAAAAAAAAAAAUGGCUAAAGAGAAAGCCAGUCUACUUCGAAGUGUUAAAGCAGUAGCAGCGAUUGCUGGAACUAGCCAAGAUAAAUCAUCUGCUAUGAUGAGACCUCGAUCGCAAAGUAUGGUCGUUGCUAAUAGCAAUGUUACAUGCGCCAAAUAUUCAUCAAGACGCGGUAGCAAUAGCAAUUAUGCAUCGAAUCCUGAUAUAGUAAAUCAUGCUAUUGCUGAUAGGACAACGUCUGAUCCAUCAUUGAAUAAUGAAGAAGAGGCAAAAGUCCGACCAAGAAGUAAUUCAACUGGUCGCUCUAGACAACGACUUCAUAGCCUAGGUAAAGGGAUACCUAGAUCCUCGUCUCUUAAUCAAUCUCUAAAUCGAAGAGAAACAUCAUCUCCGAAUCAAAAAGAAACAACAUCACCAACUGCAAAAGAAACAACAACUACAGUCACCGUCACCGAUACUAAUAAUAAGAUUAUCAAUUCUCAAGUUAAUCAUUUAACCGCUGAAAUGGAUGAAAAAUUCUUACUUGCUCGACCACGUAGUUCCACCAUAGGAUCGGAAGUAUCUCGAGAGAAAAAAGUACGAGACAUCCAUUACAUAAGGAGAAAAUCAGCUGAAAAGCUAUAUGGAAUGAAGAAUAAUCCAGCCAUCCAUGAAAUUGUUUCCGAUCCUGAUAAAUCGAAAAGGUAUUUUAGAAGAUCUUCUUAUGCUCAAGGUGAACAACGUGCUAAGUUAGCAUUACCGUUUAUGGCGGUUCGAACAACAGCAGAAAAUUCCAAAAUGCAUUUACCUCAAAUUAAGACUCCUUAA